AUGUCGAACACUGAGCAGAGGCCCUUUGUACCAGCUAAGAAGCUCGAUACCGAGUUUCCUCUCAUCGACAGUGACCCACAUUUUAAACGAGUCUUCGGAUAUGCGCGCAAAUCGGACUAUGUGGCAGGAGCAGUGACAGCAGCGCUGGGGCCGGGCAUGAUGCUGACCUGGGAGAGGAUUGCGCCGUCCUUGGUCGGAAAGGGAGGAUUCGCACCCAUUAUGCGUCUUUCGGGGGCAAUUGGAAUAAGUGCUGGAUUCUUGAUGUUCUACCAACGAUCGAUACUGCGAUUCUACGGCUUCACAGAGAAUUCCCGGGAAAUAGAGAUGGAUAUGAAGGAGAUGGUUGCCAAAGUGAAGAAGGGAGAGCCGCUAUACGGUGUCACCACGAUGACCCCGUAUAUUCAGGGUAUGGCCAGCAGAAACUCGAGGUACUCGGGUGUAUGGCUGCAUGUGAUCCCCUGGUUCAACUUCGUGAACCACAACCAACACGGUGUCGAUACGGCGAAAUAUUACCAGCAAGCCGAGCGUGAAUUAGCGGCCGAGGGGAAAUAG
Drepanopeziza brunnea f. sp. 'multigermtubi' MB_m1 is the source of this 552-nucleotide messenger RNA. RefSeq lists its product as uncharacterized. The record is from RefSeq and is a predicted model, not a curated record. Lineage: Eukaryota; Fungi; Ascomycota; Leotiomycetes; Helotiales; Drepanopezizaceae.